AGUCUGUGCCGUGCCUUCGACAUGUAUGGUUGGUUCUCAGAUAGCAGAAAUCUACGUCGGAAAUAAUUUUACUCAGCUCGUAUCACGUGCUUACCUGUACUAUUGGAUACGCGAAUUUUUCCUGCGUUGUCAAAAACACUUUCAACAAUAAUAUUUAGGUUUUCACAUAUUGAUUGAGUUCACUCCAGUUUUAUAAUUCAGUUUAAAAUCUAGUUUUAAUCCAGUUUUAUAAUUCUUUAAAUUCAGUCAACGUUUCGACGUGCACUCUUUUCAUGUGUUAGUACUGAAUACGCGAGUUAUUUUCCAUAGUGGAAAACUGUCUCAAUAAGUUUUCCAUUGUGAAGGAUUUCUAUGGUCUACAUCAACAAAAAUGUGAUAUUUAAACUGUUGUGGACAUGUGAAAUAGUUCACUGUUGGGAUUAAUUGGAAAUAAACUACUGGAAUCAUGGGCCUAUUGACUGUAACACGUGGCUCCCGCACCCGUUCGUUGGAGUGGACGGUGUUUAGAAUGCCGCAGUCAAUGAUGGAGGUGGAAAGCGAGCCGCAGCCCAAGAGUCAGGAACGCUCCAAGAAGAAGCAACGCAAAUGGACUUUUGGUGGACUUUUCCGGCGGAAGAAAACUAAGGACUCGACAUCGGAGAGCAGCGACUCUGACGAUGCUCACAACCACAAGAAGGGAGGGGGAUUCCUCGCGAGGAGGCAGAGGAGAAGAGCUGCAAAUAGAGGGAGUAAAGAUGUGACCGGGUCGUUCGAGCAUGUCGUGAUGAGACAAUCGGGUGGGAGUUCGGGGAAUUUGUCUGAGGGGAAACGUUCCUUGAAGGCGAGGGUGGAAGCGAGCAGGGAUAAGUUGCGGCGUGAGUCGAGCUCUGAAGAGGACUCACCUCGGUUACCAAGAUCUCACCGUUCCAGCAAACGGUUAUCCAAGGAUAUAACAGAUUGUGCGGCAAUAAAGGUGUUAGAUUUGGAAUCCAGUCCUCGUUCCCCUCGUUGGACGGCGAAGGUAGUGUACUGUGAGUCGAGCGACUACGAGGCCAGGUACACGGCACGCACCCGCUCUGCCACCCCCAGCCCAGCUCAGAGUCCGGUCACCAAGCGGGCAGCCACCUCCAGGGCGACCAACGCGCGACCACCCAAGCCUCAACCGCCUCCACCGACCGCCCGCAACUUCAUCGAUCAAAAAAGCGCCUCCUUCGACCUCCUCCCGCGCCCCAAACGGGUUCCCCCGCCUCCGCCCCCUCGUGAUCCGCAGCGGAAAAUCAUUCCCCCGCUAGCCUACACGGCCAGCUUCGAUCGUCCGCUAUCCUACGCUUUCGAAAACGACCAACCUCUCCCCAAACAACUCACCAUGGACCACAACUCCAACAUCACACCCUACAAAGUACACAGCAGUAGCUCCUUGGAGAACCGUCGACCCUACCACUACUACACAGAUCAACAACCCAGGAGUCGGCGUCCCAUCCAUAUCGCCAGAACUGAUCAACAGAACUCCUACCUCAGUGACUCACAGAUCGGUCGAGCUAGAAGCCAUUAUGGUUCCUCAGAUUGGAGGAUACCCAGGGGCUCCAAUAGCUCCCUGUAUGACAGCAGUGACUCAAGGGAGGGACCUGAGAUUCGUCAGCUGUCGAUGGUGUUGGAAACACAAGAGCAUGCUCAAAAUAGGUUACCACAAACUUACAACCACCAACCUAUUAGGAAUGUUUACAGCUAUGAAGAGAAACAUCACAACAGUCAUCAGAAUGGGGAGCUGAAUCAUGUACCUCAUCAAGAAUACCAGGUUAAUAAUCAACGACACUAUCAGGAUAAUAAUCAUGAUAGUUAUCAACGACCAUAUCAGGAUAAUAACCAACGACAAUAUCAAGAUAAUAACCAACAAAUGCAUGAUAGUAUGAGUCGAAAAUAUCAGGAUAAUAAUCUGGAAAAUAAUCAUCGACUCUACCAGGAUAAAAGUCAACAAACACAGAACAAACCAAACUCAGUGAAUCCUCACAGGAAAUCUAACAACCUUGAAGAUGCUUUGGAUGAAUUGGAGGCGAUCUACAAGAGUUUACAAAUGAACGAUGAGGAUCCCCCAAACUCACGUGGUUUCGAAUCCGAUUCAGGCUGCUACAGACACAUAGAUGACAUGGCCUACAGACGUCUCAACCGCAGAGAUAGCAACGGUUCCCCUGAUUGCCGAGUGAUAGCUUCCCAGGCGGGAAGUUACCUCCUUGUCUCUCCAGCUCUGUCUCCGCCGCCCUUUGCCAAUGCGCCACCGAUUGUACCCACACCAGACAAUGAACCCGAUGUCACCCUGGAUGAUGUUGUGUAUCGCUCACUGAGACAUGCCAACAAUACCCUGAAAAUCAGUGACCCUCAGCCUCCAUUUGGUAUUCCACUUGGCCCUGUCGCACCGGCAGCCAACAGUGACUACCUCCACGCCAGUCCAAAAGAACUGUAUCGAUCAUCAUUCAAACCCAGAAAAACACCCGAUGUUGUAAAAGACGACCUAGCCUACAGGAAUCUGAGGAAAGAUAAAAAUAGUGACUCAUUACUGAGCGCAGAAGAGAGUGCCAUCCCAAGUGAAACUACAAUGAAGAAAAAACGGGCUGCCCGAUCACUAUCAGCUAAUCUUUUGAGUAUCAUACAAAAAGAGAAUUCAGUUCUGGAAGAGAAGAGGAACAGCUACAACGAGCAAAGUAACAUGGAGAAGACUAGAAGCUUCUCAGAUCUACCCGACAUUUUGAAUUGUAGAUACAAAGUGAAUAGAUUUUAUGCGGAUGAUUCCGAUGUUACACCGCGGUCUUCAAGGCAGUUUCAAGAGUUACCCCUCAGCACCACAAGUACAGAAACGUUAACUGAUGUGACAUCCACAAAUGAUUAUUGUUCAAGUCGGGGAAGACCAGUGGCAUCACAUACCAACAAACCAUUACCAAAGACUGAUUCUACUACCAAAAACAGGUUACCAAGUCCAUCACGCAACAGGUCUUCUUCUUCCACUUCACCUCACAGGGCCUCCAUACCUUCUCCACAGAGAGUGUCAUCUCCUUCACCCAACAGAUCUUGUUACUCCGCUGAAGGCAAAAUAAAAUAUUCUAGUCCAACCUCGGUGAACUUGGAAAAAUACAUGCAGCGUUACAAUGACAGUGCACUGUAUCACAGUCAUUCAUCUCCGACAAAAAUCAAGGUUAAUGGUGUUGAGGAGAAAAGUUUUGAUAAAAUCAGUGCUGCAAAUCAGAAUGGAAGUAGAAUUGCCUCAAAUAAAGAUGAGCCUGUUUGUGUGAAACGUCCCAGUCCGGUUUCAUCACCUCAUCAUGAAUAUUACAGGAAACACACCUCAAAACAACAUGUGACCACUGGUGAACCACUACCAACCUCUGUAAUAUCAGUUAACACUAAUAAAUAUCUGAGAGACAGUCAGCAAACAAGGACAGAUGUACCAAACAAUAAUCAGGCUGCUCAUUCAAAGAGUGACGAACUACCAUAUCAGUCUAGUCCAUUAAUCUAUGUACGUAUGCCUGACAAAGAUAAAUCAACUCUCACAAGAGAUAACCCAGAUGUAACACCGCUCUCGCCAACUAAAUCCAAUGUACAUAAUAUUGUUGGUAAUUUCAACCGAUUGAUAACUGAUAAUUCUCCUUCAAAAAGUCAUCUUAAAACAGUGGGAGACAACCAGAUGAAUUCGAAGUUUGGAGCUUUGAUACAACCUGCAGAGAGAAGUUCUGAGAAUAAGUCGUACACCCAAGUCUAUCACAGCUCAUCUAAGGAACCACCAAAAGAUAAUUUGCAUAGUCUUCUGUUGAAACAGUUUGAGAACAGCUCUGAUAAGAACAAAUCUUCUUUGAUGAAUGGGAACAGUAGUAAUAGUAGCAGCAGUAAUGGAAUAUUGAAGAAUGUGAGAGAGCAAUCAAACUCAGUAUAUCCUUUAUCGCCUUCUAAAAAAAUGCUCCAAAUACACCAAAGAAAGAUAUAGAUGGGAAAAUAAACAAUCAAUUCCAUAUUGAAAAACAACCAAGGAGUAUAUUCUAUUCAACUCCUUCAGCCAAUGAGUCUUCAAUCAUUUCCAAGCAAGAAAUGAAACCCGCAAGCUUCUCGAAAAACCAAUCAGAUUCAAGCAAUCAAGGUAAUUUAUACUCAAGGACUUCACAAUUUGUACCGAUUUCAUCUCAUGUGUCUCAUUCUACAGGAAAUGUAACAAAUUUCAGAGCACAAGAACCUCAAAUUGGUCAAUACAAAUUCCAAGAUAAUUCAAAAAUGCAACUUGCUAAUGACUUCAAAAAUUCAAAAUCAUUACCUGAAAUUAGCAAUUCUGAUGAAAGUAAUGCUCACAAGCUAUCAUCAACUGAUAAUUUACCUGUUAGAAUUAAUGAGAAUAGUAGAUUUGAUCAAAAUAAAACUGAUGAUUCUUCAACUUUAGUAGAUAAUCAUUUUGUGAUGAGUGGUAAUAAUAGUCUGGAAGUGAAUAACUUGGAACUUGAACCCGAGAUUUCUUCUGAUGAAAAUGAGCUAGGAGUGUUGUCUGGGAAUAUUGCUAUCAAAGUUUUGUGUUCAAAUCCCAUAACUGAUAGCUCUAGCUCAAAUUCUCAAAUAACCAAUAACACUGAAGUACAAAACUCAACAGAGCAAUCCAAGAUUAAGCCACUGGUAGUAACACACAGUUCAGCAACUGAAAAUACGGUGAUUAGUUAUUCAAAUCCAGCAUUACCAAUGAAGGUUUCAUCCCAAAGUCAUAAUUCUGAAUCUACAAUCAGAGCUCAGUUACCAAUGCAAGCUAAUCAAAAUAUCAAAGAUUGUGAAGUGAAUAGUGAACAUUCAAAAAUUGAUGGAAACUCGAAUAAAAAAUCUAGUGAUGAUCAGAUGGAGAAGUUUUCAAAUUCAGAAGAGUUUCAAACAAGAAACGUAGGUAGUUCUUCACAUCCUUAUAGAGGUAGCAGCAACGAGGUUUCGGCGAAAUCAUUAGAACAAGCUCCACAAAAAACAUUAAUUAAUCACGGUGUUAUUUCAAGAGAAGAAGCUGAAGAAGAUGAAAUUUUAAGUAAUGAUUUGAAUAAGUUACUAUGUGAAAUCAAUUCGAAACAGGAGAAACUACUUAUUGAGUCUGAGAGAUCUGAAGACCCUCCUUCAUCAACUGAUAAGAAGGAUAGCGUGGCAAUUGGGAAGAUAAUCCAACACAAACCUGUGAAAUUGAACACGUUUCAUAUAGACCAAGAAUUCGUGGGUACAAAUGAAACUGAAAACGAUGGUGAUGUUGUGAGAAGUAGUGAGAGCAUGACUGACUUGCUCCAGGAACUGACUAGAAGUCUAGAUCAAGAUUUUGGUGGUGAGGAGGAAAAACGAGUUCAAGAAAAUAGUUCAGAUGAGGCACUGACUGAUUUCGAGAUCGCCAGUUCAGUUUCUCAAGACAUUCUACAGGGAGUUGGAGCAGAGACGAUAUCCGUCGUUUCAGACCUGUCUGAUUCCAGAGACUGUUCAGAGAUUUGUGAGAUACUUCAAGAUGUGGCGGGGAAAUUGGGCGAGGGAAGUCAGUGUUUUGAACGUUGUGAGCGAAGUAGAGACGAUGAGACAAACACCACUGAGGUUGAUCGUGUAGAUUACCCUUCAGACACCGAUUCGAACGCUGAGUUUGUGGAGCAGAUCCGGAAAACUGCGUCAGAACUGUCGGAUCUCCAGACCACAACCACCAACCAGUUACCAAUUGCUGCAGACAGAAUGCGCUCUGGUCGUGCCCAGGCUGAUCACGGCGAAGGUUAGCCUGUACCAGAGAAUAUAUCUACAUAAUGAUUGUAAAUAUAAGAUCAUUCCUAAGAAUAAGGAAAUUGAAAAAUUAAAUGCAUUAUCAGUGUACAAAGAAUAUUUUUAUAAUAAUUAUGUAAUUUAGAAUCAUAUGCUGCUAUUUAUUUGAGACCUUUAGAUUCUCCUGUAAAUAAUAAUUUUAUUGUUGAAUAAACACGUAUAUUUGAGUAAU
Nilaparvata lugens (brown planthopper) is the source of this 5941-nucleotide messenger RNA. RefSeq lists its product as uncharacterized. Bases 446 to 3949 code for a protein of 1167 amino acids. The transcript is spliced from 3 exons. The record is from RefSeq and is a predicted model, not a curated record. NCBI's taxonomy places the organism in Eukaryota, Metazoa, Arthropoda, Insecta, Hemiptera, Delphacidae.